Messenger RNA from Drosophila ananassae, 778 nucleotides. Its product is annotated as RNA-binding motif protein, X-linked 2. Gene Ontology annotation, biological process: mRNA splicing, via spliceosome. The transcript has 2 exons. Gene Ontology annotation, molecular function: RNA binding. Gene Ontology annotation, cellular component: precatalytic spliceosome; catalytic step 2 spliceosome; U2 snRNP. The record is from RefSeq and is a predicted model, not a curated record. NCBI's taxonomy places the organism in Eukaryota, Metazoa, Arthropoda, Insecta, Diptera, Drosophilidae. The coding region runs from base 210 to 677 and encodes 155 amino acids.
UAAAAGAAUAAAAUAAAUAAGGGGAGCAUUUUUAGAAGGAUUGAAACUUUAUAUUUUCUUAUUACACUUCCACUCGAUAGUAAUCGGGCUAUCUGCACGGGCAUACUUCAGGGCUGCAAAGCUAAAAAAAACAGUGUUGAUAAAGUUCAGUUAACAGUGCUCAAAAAAGUUGACCCUCAAGUAAAUAAGCAGAAAACAUAAACAAAACCAUGAAUCCCUUGACAAACAUGAAAAAUGUGCUCAAACUGAGCGAACACGAACUUCAGCAUGGAGGCAAGAAAAGCUGGCAUGAUAUGUACCGGGACUCGGCCUGGAUCUUCGUUGCAGGAUUCCCAUACACGCUCACAGAGGGCGAUUUGAUCUGCGUCUUCUCCCAGUACGGCGAGGUGGUAAACAUCAAUCUGGUGCGAGACUCCAAGACAGGAAAGUCCAAGGGUUUCUGCUUCCUGUGUUACGAGGACCAGCGCUCCACGGUCCUGGCGGUUGACAACCUGAACGGCAUUAAGAUCAUAGACAGGACUCUGCGAGUUGACCAUGUGGCGGACUACAAACCGCCAAAGGAGAACGAAAAGAUGGACGAGGAGACACUCCGCCUCUACAUGGAAGGAUGCGCGCCAAAGCCACAGCUUCAACACAUCAAGUCUGAGAAAACGGAAUCCAAAAAGAAGCACAGAUAAUCAUAGUUUUAUGUAGUUUAUCCCCUUUUUAAAGUAAGAAAUUUAAAGAAUAAGCUGUCCAAAUCAAGAACACAUGUUUAAUAAACUGAUAAUGUUUGAAA